Molecule: messenger RNA, 4926 nt
Organism: Dromaius novaehollandiae (emu)
Lineage: Eukaryota; Metazoa; Chordata; Aves; Casuariiformes; Dromaiidae
Gene: ELL
Product: elongation factor for RNA polymerase II
Exons: 12
Coding region: 62-1882 (606 amino acids)
Biological process (GO): transcription elongation by RNA polymerase II; positive regulation of transcription elongation by RNA polymerase II; snRNA transcription by RNA polymerase II
Cellular component (GO): transcription elongation factor complex
Molecular function (GO): cis-regulatory region sequence-specific DNA binding
Source: RefSeq, a predicted model, not a curated record
GGGGCGUGGCGGCGGCGGGAGGCCCCGGCGGCCCAGGCGCGGAGGGGGAGACGGUCCCAAGAUGGCGGCGCUGCAGGCGGAGCGCGGGUACGGGCUGUCCUGCGGCCGCCUCGGCCGCGGCACCCGCGUCUCCGUCUUCCACGUCAAGCUCACGGAGAGCGCGCUGCGCGCCUUCGAGAGCUACCAGGCCUGCAAGGAUGCUGUGACAUCAAAACCAGUAAUCCAGUUUCAAGGAAGCCAAGGGCACAUCACAAUUCCGAGGCCUGAUCGCCCUGCAGAAGUGCGGACUUUCACGUUCUAUCUCUCAAAUAUUGGCAAGGACAGCCCCCAAGGGAGUUUUGACUGUAUCCAGCAGUAUGUGUCUAGCAAUGGCAAUAUCCAUCUGGAUUGUCUUGGAAGCAUACAGGAUAAAAUCACCGUGUGCGCUACUGAUGAUUCCUACCAGAAGGCAAGGCAAAGCAUGGCACAAGCAGAGGAGGAAACUCGCAGCCGCAGUGCUAUAGUCAUUAAACCUGGGGGGAGAUACGUAGGCAAAAAGGUUCAGGUGCGUAAACCUGCACCAGGAGCUUCCGAUGCUGUUCCCUCCAGGAAGCGCCCAACGCCAGUCAACCUUGCCAGUGCAAUAAAGAGAGGCAAUAGUGCGAUUUCCCAGAGACCCUUCAAAGAUAGGGUUGUGCACUUACUGGCACUAAAGCCUUAUAAGAAACCUGAACUUAUUCUCAGAUUGCAGAAGGAUGGACUUUCUCAGCAGGACAAGGAUUUGCUGGACAACCUUCUGCAACAGGUGGCAAAUUUGAGCGCCAAGGACAGCACUUUCACCCUGAAAGACUGUGUAUACAAAGAAGUGCAGAAGGAUUGGCCUGGCUACUCUGAAGGAGAUCAGCAGUUGCUAAAGAGGAUACUUGUUCGGAAACUCUGUCAGCCACAGAACAGUAGCAGUUUUCAAGGAGAAGCGCCUUCCCUGAGUCCACCAAAGGACAACGUGAACUCCAGCUCUCCUCCUCAGAAACGAUCCCAGCCUCUGGAGUUUAUUGAUCCGCUAGCCAACAAAAAGCCCAGGAUCUCGCAUUUGGCCCAUAGAACUCAGCCCACUUUCAAUGGGAAACUGAACUCCUCGAACGGGAAGGACGCCGCUGCCCCGGCGGCGCAGCCAGCGCUCGCGGAGUCCGUGAGCUCCAGCUCCAGCCUCCCGGUCUUGGAGCUCCCGAGGCCUCACGACCCCCUUUCGGAUGUCAGCAACGACCCGACUCACAACGGCAGAGACUGUGAGAACCCGGAGACGGCUGACAGACUGACUCAUCCUUUGUCGACAGACUGUCCCCAAACGAGCAAACACAAUUGCAGCUCAUACGUAAAAACCAAGAAAAAAUCCAAAAAGCACAAAGACAAAGAGAGAAAGGAGAAGAAAAGUGAAGAGAAAUGCAAAGAGGAGAAGCAGGACUGUGAAGUAAUAAAAAAUGCUGACUUAAUUAGUGUUCCCCAGGAUGUCACAGGUUUAAAUGGAACAUGCAAUAACUCUAGUGUACCAACAUCGACUUCAGAAAUGCCAGAUUAUUUAUUAAAAUAUGCAGCCAUUUCCUCUUUGGAGCAGCGUCAGAGUUACAAAAAUGACUUCAACGCGGAAUACAAUGAGUACAGAGACUUGCACGCUCGGAUAGAGAGGAUAACUGGACGGUUUACGCAGUUAGACUCCCAGCUGAAACAACUUCUGCAGGGCUCUGAAGAAUAUAAGACAAUCCAUGAUCAAAUUUUACAGGAAUAUCGGAAAAUUAAAAAAACUAACCCCAAUUACAGCCAAGAGAAGAACCGCUGCGAAUACCUCCACAACAAACUGGCUCAUAUUAAAAAACUGAUAGCAGAGUAUGACCAACAGCAGUUUUAGCUGGCACUAGUCUGGACUGGGUAGGGCAAAAAGUCAUCUGGAUGUUACGUUCCCUUUUAUACAACUAGAUUCCUUUCAGAGACGAGCAUUAAUUCCUCGUGGUUGGAAGAACUUGGGGAUUACUUACGAUGCCGAAUCUGCCGUGCCAGCGUCUGAGCCAGGUAGCACCCCAGCACCUGGCAUGAUCCUCUCGAGUUUUAGCCUCUCUGAAUGUCGGAAUGUAACAAAGGAAAAUCUGCUUAUUUGAAGCCAGCGUUUGACACUUAAGGGAAAACUUACCUAAAGUGAACGAAGCUCCCAAAGGUUAAGAAUCGAUAGUUUUCAUGGAUUAAAGUUUGGCAUGAAGUGUAAUUACCCCUGGCCCAGGUCCGCUGGGUUGCAAAUUGUCCUUCAAAUGGUGAGGAACUGGAAUGCUGCUAGGUUACCUCCUUCUCUGGCACCUGCGACUGUUCAUAUGCAAGCUGUCUACUCUACAUGGCACCGCGUUAAAUACACCAAGUACCCAGAGCUCUCGUUGUUUGUUCCUGCUUUUGUCAUCUCCAGUCUGUGCUCUCUUGAGGUGGUUGUGUCAGGAGGAGGGGAGCAGCCCGGGAAUGUGCACUGGGCGCUUUGCGCCGUGCAGAUGCGGAUCCUUCACGUAAGAAUUUCUUUACCCAGUUUGUGCGUUUGGAACCAGCGGGCGUAAGCGUUGCAGUGGCCUCUCCAGCAUGCGCAGUCCAGUCUGCUUGCAUUAUCCUUCAUGUACCAAUGCUGGGAAGACUGAGACCUGUCUGUCUUUGACUUUUAUAAUUUUAUACCAAGGCAGCCAAUUUUAUUAAUUGCUAAUGAGACUAUGGUCUAUUUUUGUAUAAAAAAAAAAAAAAGCAUCUUUUUCUAAAACUGUGCCUCCCUUUUCCUUUUAGGCCAAGUGUUUCAGAACCUUUCCUGUCUUAUAAUUGCAGUAUUACUAAAGCUCGUUGGAUAGUUACCCGGAGAAGUUAUUUUAUUACCUGUAAUGACCCAUGAGAAAGGAUGGGGUGGGGGUGGGGGGUGCGAUCCUUUCUUGUUCUGUUUUCUGUGCAUUUCCAAAGAAGCAGCAGCAGAAAAUCCUGUUCUCAGAACAGGCACCUGAGCUUGGGAGAAGUAAGGCAGCGUUUUCCGUGCGGGUCACUUCCACUGUUGUGCUUUACCUAGCCGGCUUCUCGUUGCAGUCUGUCUCCUUGAUUUUCGGACUCGAAGGGAACACUUUCGGAGUAUGGCCAGGGUGCGAGGAACACGCCAAAAGCACAAAGGUGUUCUUUAACUCUGCUGUUUCUUCCUUCCCCCCUCCAACCCCGUUAAUCCCGCCAGCCUGUGUGAUUUUUACCUCCCACUUCCAUUUGUCUCAAGUAAAGGAUUGCUUUCCUGUGGUGUCUCCUUCCCGCGGAGGCUGCACUGAGGACUUUCCCCCUUGGAGGAGUGGAAUGGCAGAGUUAAGGAGGGAAACAGUUCUGUUACAAGGAAUACUUUUAUUUUUCCGCCCAAAAAAGUGGGUCCAUCUGCUGUAAACAAACAAUUCCAUCCUGGCUAGAUCGAUGCUGCGUCGCCCAAACGGGGCCGCCGCUCGCGCUUUGCCCCGUGGAGGAGCGUCUCUCCCCGCCACGGCGUCUGCAGACGACCAGCGCUUGCCGGGAUUUCGCCGUUCCGCUCUCCACGUGCAGGACCGCUGCUGAAGGGAGCAUCCGCGCGCGGCCGAGCUGCGUCGCCCCGCGGAGCCGCGGCUUUCUGCCGAGCGGGAGGCGUUCGGACCGGCGCGGGGGGCCCGGAGGGAGAGCCCCGCUCGGGAAGGGAGGUGCUGGGAGGCUCCCGAGCCCGCGGGGAUGCCCCGGUCUCGCCCUGUCCCCUCUGAUAACGAAGGUGGGAGCUUAGGGAGCGGUUUGUCUUGCAACGUACCUGCUCGCACACCGCCGUGUGCCCCCGUGGUGCUUGCACAUGUGAGGGAAGGCGGAAAACCGUGGGCGGGCUGAAGGCGAGACGCUUCUGUCCAAAGCGCUUUGUCCCCCCUGCUCGGCGCGGUGUCACCCCGCUCGUUGUCACGGGGUGGCGAGGGGGCUGUGACGCUGUUCCCGCUUCCCUUUGAGCUCAGCCCAACUCGGUUCCAGCAAACUUCCCCGAGCCGCGAGUGGGUCCGGCGCGGGAUGCGGCGCGGCUGGGAGGGGGCACAGCGCCGACCGGGGCGUCUCGCUGCCUCUCCCUGCAAAACCGGGUCCGCGUCGGGCCCGGCUGAGCGGGCGCUCGGGGUUUGGGCUGGUGGCUCUGAAUUUGCGCUGGGCGAGGGAGGCCGGGGGGCUCGGGGGGGGGCCGGCGCGCGGGGGCCGCGGUCACGGGGGACCCUCGGCUCGGGGGGUAGAAGAGGCAGCAGCCACCUAACCAGGAUGAGUCACUUCUUCCAUGGAAACACUUCUCCCUCUGAUCCUUCGUGUUUUGAAUGGGGUUUUUGCUUUUGGGGCUUUUUUUUGGUGGGGGGGGGAUAGAGAUGGAAUCUCAAUCUUUAUACAUCUGCUAUAAGAUAUUUUUGCAAACAGAGUUGUAUACAAAGAUGUAUUGUGUACAUUUACAUGUAUAUUCUGGAACUUCUAAAAUUUGAAUAUAAAACUGAAAAUAUUUAAUGAAUAUCCAAACUGUGAGACCCAAUUAGCAUUCAACAACUUUCCGCUUCACUUUUCUUUUGGACUGUGUUAAAGAAUUGUAGUCAAAUCUGCCUUUUUUUCUUUUUAGAGAUUAUGAAGCUAGGCAAAUUUUGUGCUUUUUGGGUUAAUAGAAACCAGUUCUAGGUGAUUAAGUAUGAUCUUAACUUAUUGAUACUGUGUUUUACUUUGUAAUAUUGUACUGUGGAUAAAACUAUAUUGAGCCAUGGAGUUGGAGUUUACAAAAGAGCUUUUCACUUUGCCAAAAUGUUACAAUUUAAAGGCAGCAUAGUCUUCAGCUUUCCUAAUCUUUUCUUAAGAGCUAGUGUCUUUUUUGUACACUAAAAAGCUGAAUGCUGAUUUUGCAACAUAUAAUAAAUUCACUGUAUUGGAAAACAA